AUGGCACGGAUUACAUUGAUAUUACUUUCGAUCGUUCUACUUCUGAAUGAAAAUCUUCAUGCAUUGCCACCAAUCAAUUUUACUGAUACGAUUUUGACAAAUCGCAUGAUCGAAGCAUUAAACGAAGCACUUCUUGCUCGUGAUGGACAAGAACUAUCGCCAUUUCAACAACUCCGACAACAACUUUAUCAUCAACAACAAGCUGCCGAGCAACAAAAUCAACAUCACAUUUAUCAACCCCAACCGCAAUUAUAUCCUCAAGCAUAUCCAGAACAACAACAACAGCAACAGAAUCAACAGUUUUAUCCACAAUAUCUUUCCGAACAACAGCAACAACAACUCUAUCAACAACAAUUUCUAGAUCAACAAACUUUAAAUCAACAAUUAUUUCAACAACCAGUACCAUUGAGCUCACCUUCUGAGCAACAACUGCCGCAAGCGACUCAGCAAGUUUAUCCUUCUGAGCAAAAGCCGUCACAAUCAGUACAACAAAACUAUGCUCCCGAACAGAAAAUACCACAGUUAGUUCAACCCAACUAUCUUCCCGAACAGGCACAACCGCAGCAAGCUGUUAAUUCAGAUUCUCGAGGUUAUUAUUACCCUUAUCCCUAUCAAAAUAUCAACUGGUACAAUUUCGCUAGUUUAUGGCCAAAUGUUGCUGCUGGUCAAGCCAACGUUGCAGUACCAAGCACUGGCGCAGUUGUCGAAGCAGCUGGUUUAGGUACGAGUGCUGGAUGCCCAGUUGGUUUCUGUCCAAAAGGCGCGACAUGUUCACAACUUUCUGGUCAAUGGCAAUGUGGAUGUAGUACCAAUGAUUGCAUCGGAAUCGCAAAUCCUUGCGGUGUUUUUGGUCAAUAUUAUUUUCCUUAUUAUCCGGAUGCAACACGAUUCAUUCAAUGUGAUCAAACAGGUGUGUUUUGGAUACGUCGCUGCGCUCCUGGUACGAUCUUCGAUCCUAAAAUUAGUGUUUGCAAUUAUCCGCCUGUGGUUGUCGAAACUGGCAAAAAAUAA
Messenger RNA from Adineta ricciae, 1011 nucleotides. Lineage: Eukaryota; Metazoa; Rotifera; Eurotatoria; Adinetida; Adinetidae. The record is from the annotation of a GenBank genome assembly.